UUAAACUGACAGAUUUCUGUAAUUGUUUAUUGUUGGAAAGUGCAUCGCUUUGAUAUAUAUUUUCUAAAUAAUAUUUUCCGGGGACAUAUUAUUGCAAUGGAUAAGGCAGAAACAUUAGAUGCUACAAAUAGCUUAGCUGAUAAGAUUGGCACUAAAAACGCCAGCACUAAUUCUCUUGAUACAGCUGAUUCAAAGUCCAGUUCAAUUGGUUCGAAGCAGGGUGUCGACGUAGGUGCAACACGCGACACGCCCUUUGUUUAUCUUGAUGGCGAGGAAGAUCAGGAUCAAAAAAAUGAUGUUACAUAUGUUUGCCCAUUUAGGGGACCAGCUUUUGGUGCUUUAACCAUAACCAAUUAUCGCCUAUAUUUUCGUUCAUUACCAUUACGGGAUCAUGAUCCACCUGUUGUUGUCGACGUACCAUUGGGUGUAAUAGCAAGAGUGGAGAAAAUUGGUGGUGCAACAUCGCGCGGUGAGAAUUCUUAUGGAAUUGAAAUAUUCUGCAAGGAUAUGCGUAAUUUACGUUUCGCACAUAAACAACAAAAUCACUCUCGACGAACUGUUUUUGAAAAGUUACAAUCCUAUGCUUUUCCACUUUCGUUCAGUGGUAGGCUAUUUGCAUUUGCACAUGCUUCAGCUUCUGGACCAUCGCCACCACCAGCGGAAAAUGGUUGGGCAGUAUACGAACCGCUAGCAGAAUUACGCCGUUUGGGUGUACCAAAUGAUAUGUGGCGUAUAACUAAAUUGAAUGAAGCCUACAGUGUUUGCGAUAGUUAUCCAGUAGUUUGGGCUGUACCUAAGGCUGCGUCUGAUGAAUUUUUGCGGCGCGUAGCACAAUUUCGUUCGCGUUGCCGUUUACCGGUACUAUCUUGGAUACACCCACGUUCGCAAGCUACUAUAACGAGAUGUUCACAGCCUUUGGUCGGUGUGGGUGGCAAACGUAGUGCAGAUGAUGAACUCUAUCUUAGUUAUAUUAUGGAAGCGAACGUGCAAUCAGAUAAAUUGGCUAUCAUAGAUGCACGCCCUAGUGCCAAUGCUAUAGCUAAUAAAGCCAAGGGAGGUGGCUAUGAGUCGGAGGAAGCGUAUAAGAAUGUGGAAAUCCAUUUUCUCGAUAUACACAACAUACAUGUGAUGCGUGAAAGUUUACGUAAAGUAAAGGAGGCUUGCUAUCCAACAAUAGAUGAUUCUAAAUGGCUUUCAGCCAUUGAUGGCACAUUGUGGUUGAAGCAUAUUAAAUGCAUAUUGGCAGGUGCUGUGAGAAUUGUAGAUAAAGUUGAGACAAUGAGUACAUCGGUAGUCGUACACUGUUCGGAUGGCUGGGAUAGAACCGCACAGUUAACUGCAUUAUCUAUGCUAUUGUUGGAUCCAUAUUACCGCACCUUGCGUGGCUUUGAGGUACUGAUUGAGAAAGAGUGGCUUUCGUUUGGCCACAAAUUUCAACAACGUAUAGGACACGGUGAUAACCGCCAUUCAGAUGCGGAUCGUUCACCAGUUUUCUUGCAAUUCAUCGAUUGCGUUUGGCAAGUCAGUCAACAAUUUCCGAACGCCUUCGAAUUCAAUGAACACUUUCUAAUAACGAUCAUAGAUCAUUUGUAUUCAUGCCGCUUUGGCACUUUCUUAUACAACACGGAAGCCGAGCGUGUUGCAGAAGAUCUUAAACACAAGACUGUUUCGCUUUGGACAUACAUUAACGGCUCGCUAAAUCAGUAUUUAAAUCCGCUAGCCUUUUCGCAUGGCGCUCAAACCGUACUGCGUCCAAUUGCGAGUAUGCGAUAUGUAAAAUUAUGGAAAGGUCUUUAUUGCCGUUGGAAUCCCAGCAUACGACCACAAAAUCGUAUAUACCAUCGUACACGUGAAUUGCUCGCACUGCAAGAUCAACUCAUUAAGCAAGUGAGUGACUUACGUAUGAAGACUAGUUCACGUCAAACGGCACAAACAUCGACGCGGUUGGCUUCACCUAUGCAUUGAAGCUACAUAAGCAGAAAAUAUAAUUCUAUCAACUAUAACUAUAAAAAUAUUUAUAUUCGCCCCUAUUCCCGUUGUCGUUAUCAUUUUAAAACGACGUAAGAACGCCUAUUUGGUAUUCCUGUUGGCGUUAUCGACACUUAUCGAAAAUAAAUUGAGAUUCCCAAUUUGAAACGAGUAUAGAAACGACAUAGAAACAGUCGUUCUUUGUUGUUGCUAUAAUUGAGAGCGACAUAGAAACGACGCGAUAGUUUGAAGAAAUAUUUGAAGUGAAGAUGAAAAUUCGAAAUCGGAAACAGUUUGAAAUUUUAAUUUCGGAAAUGAAAAAAUAUCCUGCAUAUGCCAAGGAGUUUAGAAAAGAGAUAAAUCCUUUAAAUUUCGAUUUCUUGGGAGGGAUAUUUAAAAAAAAAAAACUAAAUCCAUUCGCACCGCCAGCUCGCGUCGGAGGUGGUUGGCAUUAAUAAUAUUGGAUUUUAAGAAAGAAAUUUUAAAACGACAAUGACAACGGGAAUUGGGCUGAAUAUAACAAUGUAAUAAUUCCAUACAUUUUUUACACAAUUGCUUACACAUGUACGUAUAUAUUGUAUUACAUAUGUAUAUGAAAUUUGAAUAUGAUAAGUGCGCUUUGUCGCCUCUUCUAAUUUGUAUAAUAUUAAAGCUUUAAUUUAUGUGAAACCUUAAUAAAUUAACAAACAUUAUAAA
Messenger RNA from Zeugodacus cucurbitae (melon fly), 2664 nucleotides. RefSeq names its product myotubularin-related protein 2 (gene mtm). Gene Ontology annotation, biological process: dephosphorylation. NCBI's taxonomy places the organism in Eukaryota, Metazoa, Arthropoda, Insecta, Diptera, Tephritidae. Gene Ontology annotation, molecular function: phosphatidylinositol-3,5-bisphosphate 3-phosphatase activity. Bases 97 to 1965 code for a protein of 622 amino acids. The record is from RefSeq and is a predicted model, not a curated record. The transcript is spliced from 2 exons.